This is a messenger RNA of Neogale vison (American mink), 435 nucleotides long. RefSeq names its product NKG2-E type II integral membrane protein-like. Gene Ontology annotation, biological process: stimulatory C-type lectin receptor signaling pathway; positive regulation of natural killer cell mediated cytotoxicity. Lineage: Eukaryota; Metazoa; Chordata; Mammalia; Carnivora; Mustelidae. The record is from RefSeq and is a predicted model, not a curated record. The coding region runs from base 1 to 435 and encodes 144 amino acids. The transcript is spliced from 3 exons.
AUGAAUAACCAAAGAGAAAACCUCUCAGAACCAAAUCUGGUUAAGAACUCAAAAAGACAACAGUCUAAAGGUAAGGGCACUAAAAGCUCUAAUUCAGUAACUGAGCAGGGAAUCGUCUGUGUAGAAUUAAACCUUCAAAAUGUGUCUGAAGACCUGCAAGGGAAUGACAAGAACUACCACUGCAAAAAUAAAGCACACAGUAGUGGAACACUACAGCAGAACAAUUCAUACCCAGUUACAAGAAUCCAAAAAGCUGAUCCAUGUGGUCAUUGUCCAAAAGAGUGGAUUACAUACUCCAACAACUGCUAUUACAUUAGCACUGAAGGAAAACCAUGGAAUGAGAGUUUGAUGUUCUGUGCUUCCAAAAACUCUACCCUGCUCUCCAUAGAUGAAGAGGACAUGAUAAGAUUUCAAAUGUUUCCAGAAUUUUAUUAA